Messenger RNA from Vanessa atalanta (red admiral), 826 nucleotides. RefSeq lists its product as uncharacterized. NCBI's taxonomy places the organism in Eukaryota, Metazoa, Arthropoda, Insecta, Lepidoptera, Nymphalidae. The transcript is spliced from 3 exons. Bases 38 to 826 code for a protein of 262 amino acids. The record is from RefSeq and is a predicted model, not a curated record.
UAAGAAGGGGAGAAGAUUUAAUAAAGAUGAGAAAAUUAUGGCACUGCAUUUUUAUAAACGGGGGCCAAAAGUUUAUAGAAUGCUGCAAAAAAUAUUUGUGCUGCCAUCUCCAUUCACUUUAAACAAAAUGGUAUCAAAAGCCAAUAUAAAAUCUGGAUUAAAUGAAAAUAUUUUUCAACAGUUGAAGAAACAAGCAUCACGGAUGAAACCAAGCCACAAAUUAUGCACAUUAGUUUUUGAUGAGAUGGCCCUAACACCUCACCUGGAUUACAGCAGGCGAAAUGAUAAAAUUACAGGGUUAGCAUCAAUGAUUAAGAAAAAUAUAAGAAAAUUAAAUGAAGUUGGCUUUAAAGUUCUGGCUACUGUUUGUGACCAAGGAACUUCAAAUGUAAGCGCUAUCAACUAUUUAAUAAAAGAAACAAAACAGGAAUAUGCAAAAGCUGGCAAAGAAGCAAAAGAUGGAGUUUUUGAGGUGGAUAAUGAAGAAGUGGUUCCUUUAUUUGAUGUUCCACAUUUAAUAAAAGGUAUCAGGAAUAAUUUAUUGUAUAAAGAUUUGUCCUAUACAAUAGAUGGCAUAAAAAAACAGCAAAGUGGGACCACAUUGCAGUCUACUAUGUUUACAGAUCAGGGCUUACUGCCAAGUGAAUGCAAAGAUACAGCUGACAUUCUAUUAUUUUUUGAUGAAUUAUUUGACUCUAUGAAUGGUAGCUGUAGUAACUCUUCUAAAAGAAGUGGAAAACCACUACUUUUGCCAGUGAAACCCAGGUCAGAGCACCACGAAAUUUGGAAAAAAUCAAAAGUGGUCCUAAAAUCAAUGAAAGAAUAA